AUGGAUUCCGCUUCUGCUGCCCCACGUGGCUCGAAAAUAAGGAGUGCUUGCGAUCUGUGUCGCCUUCGAAAGGUCCGCUGCGAUAAAGCCCAGCCUGCGUGUGAGAACUGUCACCUUGCAGGACUUCCUUGUACUUUCACCCCACAGGCCCCUCACCAGCGGAAAAGUCUUCGUCAAGAGCUUGCCGAAGCUCAAGCUCGUGUACAAGAGCUCGAACGAGCGUUAGAUGCAGGCUUGAACCCCACGCACCUUAGUGUUCAGGAUGACCAGUCAAAAACGUCUACUCCUGGGCAUCAGAGCAUCUCAUCCGGGUCACCUCAGAGUCAACAAUCAUCAUCAGCUAACUUGGACGCAAAUUAUAUCCCCGAUACUCGAUCUUUAGAUGCCGCUUUGGCAUCCUUUCAAUCCCACCUCGCAUAUUGCGGGCUUGGAAGUCGCCUUUCAACGGCUCGAGCAAAUUUUUGCGCAACGAUCUACCAGCAAAGUGGUUAUACAUUUGACUUGGACGAGUUCUUAACUGAAGCCGCGGCAUCUUUUGAGAAACAAGGCUAUGUAUCCAAAAAGAAGACAACAACCACGAAAUGGCCCUCACCCUCUCUAGUCCAGCGAUGUGUGGAAUACUAUGCAGGAUGCGGACUGUAUUCCAUGUUUCCUUUUGCGGAUGCCGAGGCACUGCAAAUGCUCGUCAAUGCCGACGUCUUGAAUCACCCAGACACGACUCGCGCUGCUAAUCGUGCCUGCUUGGCUGCGUUCACGGCGAAUAUCACUCAAAUGCACCGUCAUGAUCCUGCCUUUUCCGAUGCCGAUCCCGAUGCUUACGCCCAAGCAGCACUUUCUCUCGUUCCACAGAUAUUGAUGGAAGCUCCGGACUUGAGAACGCUUGAAGCCAUAAUGCUGUUGGUAGUCUACAUCUCUCCCCUUGGACAACCCGUGUCCGCGGAACUGCUCUUGGGCAUUGCAAUACAAGUCCUAUAUAACCUCGGCGGCCACAAAAUCCGACCUACACCCGAAACCCCCGGUCGAUCACAGCAAAGUCUGCAUCUCCGCGCACUCUUCUGGCUCUGUUACGGCAUAGACAGCGAAUUUUCCAUUCGAAAGGGCCAACCUCCAAUGCUGAGUGACGUACACUGCGAUCUAGACUUACCGGUCAACUACACGUCGAAAUCAUCAGAGCACCACUUCUAUUUCACGCCGUUAUCCUCGAAAGAACUCCUCUACCCAUCUGAUCUCCGGCUGAACUUGAUCAAAUCAAAGAUCUACAAGCUCCUCUACUCGGAGAAAAAUGCGUCGCACUCUGAAGCAAGAAGAAUACAACUCAUCCGUGAAUUGGACCAUGACUUGAGUACGCUUAGGUCUGAGUUUCCCGUGGAUUGUCGACCAGAUCUGUUCGCGACUGAAAAUGCUCCGGAUUAUCUGUUCCACGAUCUCAGUAUACGGGGUGUCAGUAUUCAUCUGGAAUAUUAUUAUUGUCUGGGGAAAAUCCACGGGGCAAAUAAUUCCUACAAUAUUCCCGCGCAGGGAUCCUGGUCCCCUCUGCAAUCCAGUGCUGAGAUUUGUUAUGAAGCGGCACGCUCGACUUUGCUAUACAUUGGUCGAGUUCAACAUAUUAUAAAUUAUCACACUUUUUGGAUCCACGCCCAAUUCACGCUGACGGCUGUCCUCACACUUUUCCGUUUCCUCAUCACGGCUCCCCCUGCACCUAACUUUGCCCGUGAUCUUCAAAUAUUGGACGACACGGCUAAUCUCUUUGCGGAAUUCACGCAAUCGGACGAUUCAGAGAGAAACUGUUUUCCGCCUUUUUACCUCGCUCAUGCUUUUAUCAAGAAGUUAGUGUUUCUGGCUCGCGAGUCACAUAUUCGUUCAAUAGCUGCAUAG
Messenger RNA from Penicillium cataractarum, 1875 nucleotides. Its product is annotated as Zn(II)2Cys6 transcription factor. NCBI's taxonomy places the organism in Eukaryota, Fungi, Ascomycota, Eurotiomycetes, Eurotiales, Aspergillaceae. Gene Ontology annotation, biological process: regulation of DNA-templated transcription; DNA-templated transcription. The record is from RefSeq and is a predicted model, not a curated record. The transcript is spliced from 5 exons. The coding region runs from base 1 to 1875 and encodes 624 amino acids. Gene Ontology annotation, molecular function: DNA binding; zinc ion binding; DNA-binding transcription factor activity, RNA polymerase II-specific.